Molecule: messenger RNA, 2306 nt
Organism: Xiphias gladius (swordfish)
Lineage: Eukaryota; Metazoa; Chordata; Actinopteri; Istiophoriformes; Xiphiidae
Gene: sult5a1
Product: sulfotransferase family 5A, member 1
Exons: 6
Coding region: 238-1164 (308 amino acids)
Biological process (GO): sulfation
Cellular component (GO): cytoplasm
Molecular function (GO): sulfotransferase activity
Source: RefSeq, a predicted model, not a curated record
GAUGUAUGUCAUGUUUAGUAUUCAUUGACAGAAACGAGCAGUUAAGGAGUCCCAUUUUUAUUUUGUCAUUUUAGUUAGUCCUCUUUUUAGUCUCGCUCAGACAGACAGUGUAGAGAAACAGACAGAGAAAGGCAGGGCUACAGAAAAGGUAAACACCAAAGUCGAACAAGUCAAGAGGAAGCUUAAAAGGAGAGACAGAGAGCAGCAGAUACUUAUUAAUACGUAUUAGAGAUAGAUAUGGCCAGGUUGGAUGUCGCAGAAAUGAUUUGUGGAAUUAUGCUCCCUGGACACAUACACACCCAGGAAUCCUUGCAAUUUGCGCUCAAAUUUCCUUUUCAGGACACAGAUACCCUAAUUGUUUCCUAUCCAAAGUCAGGCACCACAUGGAUGCAGGAAAUUGUGACUCUCAUAUACAGCAGAGGAGACCCACACUUGAACAAAACUGUCCCAAACUGGGUCAGGGCUCCAUGGCUGGAGCAAUACUACUGUGCUCCGUUACUGGAGGACUCAUCCACCACACCUCGAGUCAUCACCACACACCUGCCUCAUCACCUACUGGGCCCUGCCCUCCAGGGUUCCAAAGCCAAGGUCAUCUAUGUGAGCAGAAACCCUAAAGAUGUGGUGGUGUCCUUUUACCACUUUCACAAAAUGGCCAACUUUCUCCCUGAGGCUGGCACAUUUCCAGAGUUUUUAAAUCGAUUCCUGGGGGACACACUGCACUAUGGUUCCUGGUUUGACCAUAUUAAAGGCUGGACCAGUCAGACAGCAGCUAUGGAAAAUCUUCUUCACAUCACCUACGAAGACAUGUUGUUGGACCGACAUGGUGCCAUAAAGAGGAUCAGCUCUUUCCUACAGUGUCCCCUGUUGGAGGAAGAGGUCAACAACUGUGUGCAACACUCCAGCUUCAGCAACAUGAAAAAUAACAAGAUGGUCAACUACACCCUCGUAACUGACGAGAUAAUGGACCAUAGCAAGGGCUCCUUCAUGAGAAAAGGCAAGACUGGUGACUGGAAAAACAUGUUCACAGAGGAGCAGAAUCAAUAUUUCGAAAGCGUCUUCAAGUCCAAGAUGCAAGACUGCACUUUAGAGUUUGUGUGGGAGGUGCAGGAUAAAGAGGAGACACCUGCCAAAGAGCAUAUCCAGCAGGAGAAUACAGACGUAUGAAAAAAAGCUCAAGUUAAUGAAGCUAGAAAUCAUGUUGCAUCCUGUGAGACGGAUCACAAGUGAGCUGUUUUCUCUCUGUUGUAGUUUAAACCAUAUUAGCUGUAUAAAUCCCACCGAUAUGCAAUAAAUUUAGUCCUGAAUUAGAACUAUGUUAAACAUUACUCACGUGUAUAGUUGCAGUUAAGGGGACACUUUGACACAUGUAAUGUUCAGUACCCUGCUAUGCCUCUUAUGUUUUUUGCUGUCUUGCUUUCAUUAAUGUGUCUGUGCAUGUCAUGACAAUUGUGAUGAUCUGUUCAGUCUAAUAAAUGUAUUAAUAAAUCUCAGAUCAACUGAAUCCUCUUAAGGUUGACCAUGAACAAAAUCAUUUGUUGCUUUGGUAAAGAACAAGUGGCACUUAAGGUUGCUAAUGUGCACUACAAGCAAAGAAAUUGACAGUUAUGUAAACAGCGCUACAAUAAGAAGAGGGGGAAGGACAGGUCAAAGAUUUUAAUAUGAAGCUCCUCGUCCAGAGGGCUGAGCUGUCCUUGUGCAACAUGUCGCUUCACACACCCAGAGAAAGGUGUUGUUCCCCCUCCAGUUUCCAUGCACUGAAGUGCUUUUAUCUAAUCCUAUCGAGUUUAUGUGUGUGUGAGUGUGUUUGUAUAAGACCAAACAAAUGGUACAGAGUGUACAGAACCCACUGUGCUCUGUGACUGCAAGGAUGAACUUCAAUAACUGGUGGAAAUGCACUGGUCUGGUGAAAGUUGAUAGAGCAUUAAUCCACAGAGGCUUGUAGCUGACAUCUGAUUGAUCCGAGACAUUCGGUGUUAUAUGAGGAAACUUAUAUCACACCAUAAAGGCGGUUUGUAGAAUGCAAGUGUCUCAGAUUAUUGGAGAUGUUUCUGUUGCUCAGUAGUAAAAAGCAGUUGAAUCUUCCUGCUAACUAAAUUCUAAAUUCAUUUAGGUCUAGCAGGGUGAAAAAUAUAAAUAACACUUAAAAUUCAUUACUCCAUAACUGUUACUCUAAUAUCUUUUUAAAUAUUAUCUGGCAAUUCUUAUUGAAGCCAACCAAAGGACCACAGGCUCUUUUUGCAUUGCUAUUUCAAUAUAGGAGGAUUAAGGCUAAUUAGAUUUUUUCUUGCUGUGAACACCUUGCAACC